AUGGCAACUUCACCCAGCACCACCACCCAAUACGCGUCGGAACAAUUUGUGGAAAGCUGCGGGGCGAUCCUGUUCAACUUAUCCGAUAGUCAAAACAAGACUGUGUGCCUUAUCCAUUACCAUGCGAAGAACGAAUGGCUUCUCGCGAAAGGACGCCGCAACUGUGGUGAAUCCAGGCACGAGGCCGCACUGCGCGAAGUCCGCGAAGAGACUGGUUACCAAGCCCACCUUCAUCCCGUCAGAAUGUAUACCCGUGCACCUCCGAUCGACGAGCAGGGACAGAUGCCAGACGAACCUCGCUCUUAUCCAGAUCUCACCGAGCCCUUCAUGGUGACCGUGCGGCAGUUAGGCGGUGACGGUGAGAGCAAUGUCAAAAUUAUUUGGUGGUAUAUUGCUACGCUAGAUGAAGGUGGUUUUGCUGGAUCGGGUGGCAGUGAGGAGGAGUUCACGCCAGUUUUCUUUUCUUUAGAAGAGGCAGUGAAGAAGCUCAGCUUUCAAAACGAUCGUAUGGUCCUUCAGAAGGCGAUCGCAUUAGUGGAAACUUGA
This is a messenger RNA of Penicillium samsonianum, 546 nucleotides long. RefSeq names its product putative NUDIX domain. Bases 1 to 546 code for a protein of 181 amino acids. Gene Ontology annotation, biological process: ATP biosynthetic process; AMP biosynthetic process. Gene Ontology annotation, molecular function: bis(5'-nucleosyl)-tetraphosphatase (asymmetrical) activity. The record is from RefSeq and is a predicted model, not a curated record. NCBI's taxonomy places the organism in Eukaryota, Fungi, Ascomycota, Eurotiomycetes, Eurotiales, Aspergillaceae. The transcript has a single exon.